Tarenaya hassleriana is the source of this 1921-nucleotide messenger RNA. RefSeq names its product heterogeneous nuclear ribonucleoprotein 1. The transcript has 5 exons. Gene Ontology annotation, molecular function: RNA binding. NCBI's taxonomy places the organism in Eukaryota, Viridiplantae, Streptophyta, Magnoliopsida, Brassicales, Cleomaceae. Bases 443 to 1669 code for a protein of 408 amino acids. The record is from RefSeq and is a predicted model, not a curated record.
UUACAAGACUGCCAUCGGCUCUCUAGACGGGAGAGACGACAGCCAAACAUUCCACGUAAUAAAACAAACGUACGAACAUCUCGAUUCCUUUUCCCUUCCAUCUCUUCUGUUCUGCUGCACAAAAUCCAUCCAUUUCAUACAUACGGCUAUUUUGCUCCAUCCCAAAAUAAAAACAGUAAUUAUAUUGGAAAAUUUUUUAAGAGAGAGAGAGAGGCCAUCGCAGAGAUCGAGAGAGGAAAAGGUGGGCCUCUCGCCCUCUUAUUAAUGUUUCCUCUCGAAUCUUAGAUUUCAAUAUCACUUUCCUCACCUGGGUUUCUUUAAUCUGGAUUCCAGGAUCGUGGGUCGAUCGGUCGCCUGAUCGAUUCGCGGAAUCCCAUCACGAUCCAGGUCUUCUUAUUCAUAGAUACAGCCGCCGAAGCUCCCGAAUUUUUUUCUUACAAGAAUGGAAAUGGAUUCAUGUAAGCUAUUCAUCGGUGGGAUAUCUUGGGAGACAAAUGAAGAUCGUCUCCGUGAGUAUUUUCAGAAUUUUGGUGAGGUUUUAGAAGCGGUGAUCAUGAAGGAUCGAGCCACUGGUCGUGCCCGUGGAUUCGGCUUCGUUGUUUUCGCAGACCCAAAUAUUGCUGAGAGAGUUGUCUUGCAGAAGCACAUGAUUAAUGGUAAAACUGUUGAGGCGAAGAAGGCAGUUCCAAGAGAUGAACACACAAUCUUGAACAAAAGCAACAGCAGCGUACAAGGAUCGCCAGGCCCAGCAAACACCAAAAAGAUAUUCGUAGGAGGCUUAGCCUCAUCCGUGACAGAGGCAGACUUCAAGAAAUACUUUGCUCAGUUCGGGACAAUCACGGAUGUCGUAGUGAUGUAUGACCACAGAACUCAGCGUCCAAGAGGCUUUGGGUUCAUCACAUAUGAUUCGGAGGAUGCUGUGGAUAAAGUGCUGCAGAGGGCAUUCCAUGAGCUUAAUGGUAAGAUGGUCGAGGUCAAACUGGCUGUUCCUAAGGAAAUGUCACCUAGCCCUAACAGGAACCAAAUGAAUGUAAAUAACUUGGGCAGCAGUAGAAUCAGUAUGCUGCUCAAUGAGUAUGCUCAAGGAUUUAAUCCAAUCAUUGGAUAUGGGGUAAAACCUGAAGGUCGAUACAGUCCAGCACCAGUUAAUAGGGCUGGGUUCUCUCCUUUUGGCCACGGGUACGGGAUCGAGUUGAAUUUUGAGGCAAACCCUAAUCAAAAUUAUGCUCCUGUUUCCAAUGGAGGCUUUGGACGGCCAUAUAACCCUGCAUACUCAGCAAGUAUUGGCAGGUAUGGAAGUCCUGGUGAGUGUGCUGGAGGGAACGGUGAGGUCCUAAACCCAGCAAAGAGAAAUCAUAUCUGGGGUCUCGGUUACGGUUUAAAUGGGAACUCGGGAAAGCCGUUGGUGGGCAGCAUUGGUGAGAACUGGGGAACAACAGCUCGUUCGGGCAGCAGAAACCUGGAAUAUAAUAGCAAUGGAUAUGGUGGAAACAAUGGUGUAGGAUUAGAAACCAGCUCCAGCAAUGGGGUUCCCCUUGGGGAUUACAGCUCUAUGGUUGAAGAAGGUGGUGUGAGUGCGUUUGAGCUUGGGUUUGGGUUUGGGUUUGGGAUGGGACCAUCGGGGGUUAUGCGGAGAGGACAGGGUCUUGCAUCGGCUGGUGCCGUUUGACCAGCAACAGCAAUGCUACCAAACGCAGGGGCUGCAGUGAAUUUGGUGGUCGCAGAGAAGAUUUUAGAGAGGAAAUUCGUUUGUUAUGAGCUUUUUUGAGUUUUAAAACUUUCAUUGUUUCUUCUAUAAGAAAACGAAAACAGAAAAAAAAAAAAAAUUGGGAUUUUGAUUUAUUGAAAAGUUGGAAAUGUAAAGCAACGGUAUAAAAGAGAUACGGAAGCAGACAAUGAAGAUAUUAUUAUUUUUUUUAUU